This is a messenger RNA of Aspergillus heteromorphus CBS 117.55, 772 nucleotides long. RefSeq lists its product as uncharacterized. Bases 129 to 590 code for a protein of 153 amino acids. Lineage: Eukaryota; Fungi; Ascomycota; Eurotiomycetes; Eurotiales; Aspergillaceae. The record is from RefSeq and is a predicted model, not a curated record. The transcript has a single exon.
CAGGAUUUCAGAGGUCUUGAAGGCGUCCAUGGUGAUGGAGCGGACGAAGGAGAUGUGCACGCCUAGGCCGCGGUGGGUGCCGGCGCAGUUGAGGCAGAUGAAGGUUCCGAAUUUGGGGGACGCCUGGCAUGGAGAUGGUGUUAGCGGUGAUAUCGCGGAGGUGGUGUUAUUGGGAGGGGAUCGUUGCGAGGAGGGUUAUUGCGAGGGUGCGAGGCGGAUCGGGAGGGGCAUACCCAUUGAGGCGACGGCGCGCCGCAGUCGCAACACUUGUCGUUUCCAUUGGUCUUGGAGUAGAGGAGGAGCUAGAGAUGGACAGAAGUCCGGGACGAUCAGUCGCACGCCUAAACAACCAGCCAGAUAGCCGUGCGGGGAGCAGGAAGAGCAAGAGCAGGAGUAGGAGCAGGAGCAGGAGCAGGAGCAGGGAGGGGUUGAAGGGGGUGGCGCGGCAGCAUACCUUGGCCUUUGUCUCCGGAUCAACUUCCCACAUGCGGGACAUGGUGAUGGGUGAGGGGUUGUUGGGAUGGGCUGGGAGCACGGGACGGGGGGUCGCGAUGAGGAUGGUGUGCAAUUGCUCCCGGCUCCUGGGGUGAGGGGAUGGUAGGGGAGCAGAAGAAGAGGAUGGCGGAUGGAUGGCGGAUGGAUGGCAGAUGCGAUGGGCUGGACUCGACGGGUCGGCCUCCACCCGCAGAUGAAACCCGCGGCCAAAUCGAUCCACUCGGCUGAGUUGGCGCCUAACUGCGACUACAUAGUAACAGUUAGAAGUACUGUACUC